Hypoxylon trugodes is the source of this 615-nucleotide messenger RNA. RefSeq lists its product as uncharacterized. The record is from RefSeq and is a predicted model, not a curated record. Bases 1 to 615 code for a protein of 204 amino acids. The transcript is spliced from 3 exons. Lineage: Eukaryota; Fungi; Ascomycota; Sordariomycetes; Xylariales; Hypoxylaceae.
AUGGCUUCCUAUCAGGAUGAUACAGGUGUCAUAACAGCCCUUCCCAAGCAGAAACCUGGCGAUUACGAUGGAUCAGCAAGGAUGAGAGUAGCAGAGAAGGCCCGGCAUAUCUGGGUGUUCGUCGAGUUAGCUCCUGAGAUCGAGCCGGAGACCGUCCCAACCUAUGAGAAAACCGAAAUGACAAGCACCGAUGUCGAUGUGGCUCUCCAUACCCUAUGGUCACGUUCCAAUGACAUACCCUGUAAGCCUAUGACGAGGGUGUCGUUUCAUGCCAUGGUCCUCUUGGCUGCUAUCGGAGGCUUCCGGCCUGGUACGCUGAUGAACUUGACCUCUUCGCAAUUUCAGGUUGCCGUUUUACAUCAUCCAGAGAAUCCGGGGAGAACGAAGAUUAUUGUUAUAAUUGGUAUCAGGAGGAACAAGAUCAAGGAAACAUCCAAGACGAGUUGCUUGCGUGCCGGCGGGGCCCUAUCUUCUGCUUUACAAAACCACAUCCUGUUCCACACUACGAGCGUCUUCGAGUCGAGCUAUCAGUCACAUCGCGUCCGCGCUGAUCUUAUGUCCUUGGCAUUUGGAAAUGAGGCAGGACGAAAUGAACAGCUUUUUGCUAUACUCUGA